Pieris macdunnoughi is the source of this 1410-nucleotide messenger RNA. The record is from the annotation of a GenBank genome assembly. NCBI's taxonomy places the organism in Eukaryota, Metazoa, Arthropoda, Insecta, Lepidoptera, Pieridae.
AUGAAUCAAGCAGGCGUAGUGGCUUGUUGCGCCGUUUGUAAACAGCAAACUCAUCGUAGAUGUGCUCGCUGUUUAAUCGUUUAUUAUUGUAAUACGGAACAUCAGCGACAGGAUUGGCGGAGACAUAAAAGUAAGUGCGCACCCAAGUUGCAAAAACAAGGCUCUCGAAACGGCAUAGUAGCCGAAUUUCCGCCUGUCAGUUCUGAAGAUCUAAAAAGAACAACUUCUGAGAAUCUUAAUAUUAGUACAUUAGAAAAACCGCACAAAUCUAAUGAAGAGACGUUGGCUAGUGAAAGUAGACAUACGAAAAAGACAACUGGUAAAAGUUUGAAAAUUGAGGGUAGUGAAUCUAGUCUUGACAAUAUAAGUGACUCUAACUGUUUAAAAAUUAAAAGCGAAGCCCUUAGUAGAAAAGAAGUUUUAAAAAAUAGUGUAAUCUCAAGUGUAGUGUAUACAAAUAAAGACUUGCCAAAAGUAAGUGCCAUAACACAUGAAGGUUCAUCAGAACAAGAGAUUUUAAGUGAGAAAGCUCAGCAAUUAAACACAGUGGAGUUUUCUGGAACAGCACAUGUGUUGUCUACAGUGAAGAAUGAUGUAAAGAUGCCUGAACUACCUCAAGAGCAUCAAACAAAAAUUAAAGAGUAUCCAGAAGCUUCAUUAAAAGGCAGCUCAGCACCAUUUUCCAAUAUGGUGAAUAGCUAUUAUAUGGAUCAAACAGACCCAUCUUAUGAUAUAUGUCAAAGGGUGAUACGGGACAUGACACAGUAUGGCGUGUGUGUUUUAAACAACUUUCUUGGUAAAGAAAGAGGACUUUUAGUUCUACAAGAAGUUUUAGAUAUGUACAGAUCAGGAAUAUUUACAGCAGGUCAGUUGGUGUCAAAUCCUGUCAGAACAGAGGCUCAAACCAUUCGAAGCGACAGGAUAACAUGGAUAGAUGGCAAAGAGAAACACUGUUAUCACAUAGGACAAUUAAUAAGUCAAGUGGAUAAUAUAAUUCUCAAAGCGAACAAAAUGGUUAAUAAUGGCAAGAUGGGGAACUACAUCAUCAAUGGAAGAACGAAGGCAAUGGUGGCAUGUUACCCCGGCUCGGGCAGCCAUUACGUGAAGCACGUGGAUAAUCCAAACAAAGAUGGCCGGUGCAUCACUGCCAUAUACUAUCUGAAUCUCGACUGGGACGUUAAGCGAUGCGGGGGUUUGCUUAGGGUAUUUCCUGAAGGUACAAAUCAAGUUGCGGACAUAGCGCCGAUAUUCGAUAGAAUGCUGUUUUUCUGGUCAGACAGGCGGAAUCCACACGAAGUGCAACCGGCCUACGCAACGAGAUAUGCUAUCACGCUAUGGUAUUUCGACUCCCAGGAGAGAGAAGAGGCACUGCGGAAGUACAAACGCGGACAGCCAUCUUCAAGCAAGUGA